Colletotrichum gloeosporioides is the source of this 3507-nucleotide messenger RNA. Its product is annotated as putative importin. Lineage: Eukaryota; Fungi; Ascomycota; Sordariomycetes; Glomerellales; Glomerellaceae. The record is from RefSeq and is a predicted model, not a curated record. The transcript has 7 exons. Gene Ontology annotation, molecular function: small GTPase binding. Gene Ontology annotation, cellular component: cytosol; nuclear envelope. Bases 1 to 3507 code for a protein of 1168 amino acids. Gene Ontology annotation, biological process: protein import into nucleus.
AUGGACACCACGGCGAUUCGAGGCCUCCUCGCGGCCAGUUUGGACCCCGAUGCCGACACGAGAAGGAGGGCUGAGAUCCAGCUGAAGCAGGUACGACAACUCUCGUUUAUCUCCAGUCUCCCACCACCCCCGAUGCCGUCCAACAUGGACGUCGUCCUCCUUCCUGGCCGUCCCCCCUCCCCCACGAAAUGGCCCCCCUACCGCUCCGAACCGAUCCGCACCAUAUCGCACGCACGUACUGCACACAUAUCACACGCCCGUACCAGACGCACACGCACACAAGUGUCUACACGUCCAUGGAUGGCCGGCUACCUUCGCAUCGUUACUCUACGCUUUGUGCUGCCCGCUCCGAUGAAGACGUGUACAGUGCCGAGCGCUUCGGGGGAGGAGGGCGGAUGGACCAUGCCCACGUCGCGACUCUUUGUUGAACCGAUCGAAGAGCACCCGGGGUUUAUGGACGUUCUCCUCGAAGUCCUCCAGAACGAGCAGGAUAACAGUGUACGACUAUCAACUGUCAUUUAUAUCAAGAACCGCGUGAACCGGGGAUGGGAAAAGUCGGAUCACAACCCCAACGACACACCAAUCGCCGAAGAUGAGAAAGCGCGCUUUCGCGACCGCCUGCUGCCCAUCAUGGCCGCCUCUCAGGGGCUGGUCCGGCAGCAGCUGAUUCCCGUCCUCCAGCGCAUUCUGCAUUUCGAUUUCCCCGAGAAAUGGCCCAACUUUAUGGACUACACAAUGCAGCUCCUCAACACGAACGACGCCCCCUCCGUCCUCGCCGGUCUGCAGUGCUUGCUCGCCAUCUGCCGUGCCUACCGCUUCAAGUCUUCCGACGGCGACAACAGAGUUCACUUUGACAAAAUUAUUGAGGCUAGCUUCCCUAGACUGCUGGCCAUCUGCAACGAGCUGGUUGCUCAGGAGAGCGACGAGGCUGGCGAGAUGCUGCAUCUGGCUCUCAAGGCGUACAAGCACGCGACCUGGCUCGAGCUCUCUGCUUUCCUGCGCGCGCAGCAGACCAACUUUGGCUGGUGCACCGUUUUCCUUCAGACCGUUUCCAAGACGAUCCCGGCCAGCGCCAUGGUCGACGACUCAUACGAGCGUGAAAAGCACCACUGGUGGAAGGCGAAGAAGUGGGCGUACUUCAACCUCAACCGUCUGUUCAUUAGACAUGGCAACACGCAAUCUGUCGCCAACACCAAGGACGAAGAUGCGGUUCGCUUCGCCAAGGAGUUCUCCGCCACGAUUGCCCCCGAGAUCCUCAAGCACUACCUGCAAGAGAUUGAGAAGUGGGUUGCAAAGACAACCUGGUUGAGCAGACCCUGUCUGUCCUACACCCUCGUUUUCCUCGACGAGUCCGUACGCCCCAAGGAGAUGUGGAACCACCUGAAGCCCAACCUUCAGAACUUGGUGACACAUUUCGUGUUCCCCGUUCUCUGCCUUUCCGAGGAGGACAUCGAGAAGUUCGAGGACGAGCCCGAUGAGUACCUCCACAGGAAACUCAACUUUUACGAGGAGGCAUCAGCACCGGAUGUGGCGGCCACCAACUUCCUCGUUGGCCUGACCAAGAACAGGAGAAAGCAGACCUUUGAAAUCCUCAAGUUUGUCAACGCCGUGGUCAACGAGUACGAGCAGGCGCCGGAUGACAAGAAGAACCACAUUGCCAAGGAGGGUGCCUUGAGAAUGAUCGGUACUCUGGCGCCUGUCAUUUUGGGCAAGAAGAGUCCCAUCGCCGACCAGGUCGAGUACUUCCUCGUCCGCUACGUUUUUCCCGACUUCACCAGCCCCCAGGGCUAUCUCCGUGCCCGGGCUUGCGACACGAUCGAGAAGUUCGAGCAGCUCAACUUCCAGGACCAGAACAACCUCCUCACCAUCUACCGCCACAUCCUCGACUGCAUGGCUGACGUUGCCCUGCCUGUCCGUGUUACUGCUGCCCUCGCUCUGCAGCCCCUUAUCCGUCAUGACAUUAUUCGCACAAGCAUGCAACAAAGCAUCCCUACUAUUAUGCAACAGCUUCUCAAGCUCGCCAACGAGGCCGAUAUCGACGCUCUCGCCAACGUCAUGGAGGACUUCGUUGAGGUCUUCGCCACUGAGUUGACGCCUUUCGCCGUCGCUCUGAGUGAGCAGCUUAGAGACACAUACCUUCGCAUCGUGCGUGAGGUGCUCGACAAGAACAAGGAUAACGGUGACGAUGAGUAUGGUGACUACCUCGAUGAGAAGAGCAUCACUGCUCUUGGUGUUUUGCAGACCAUUGGAACUCUUAUCCUUACUUUGGAGAGCACUCCUGACGUUUUGCUGCACAUUGAGGCUGUUCUCAUGCCCGUCAUCCAGGUCACCCUGGAGAACAAGCUGUACGACCUGUACAACGAGGUAUUUGAGAUCAUCGACAGCUGCACAUUCGCUGCCAAGGGCAUCUCACCUACCAUGUGGCAAGCUUUCGAGCUCAUCCAUGCUACCUUCAAGGCCGGUGCGGAGCUCUACCUCGAGGACAUGCUGCCUGCCCUCGACAACUUUGUCCAGUACGGUGCUGGCCAAUUGGUCCAGAAGCCAGAGUACAUCGAGGCACUCUUCUCCAUGAUCUCUGAUAUGUUCAACGAUAACAAGGUUGGGGGCGUCGAUCGUAUCUGCGCUUGCAAGCUGGCCGAGGCGAUGAUGCUGAACCUGCGUGGCCACAUCGACAACUACGUUUUGCGCUUCAUCGAGUUCGCCAUGAACGUUCUCAACGCCCAGGAUGUUAAGGUCAAGGCCUACAAGAUCCACCUCAUGGAGCUGGUCAUCAACUCCAUCCACUACAACCCCAUCCUCACUCUGCACAUCCUCGAGACCAAGGGAUGGACUAACAGAUUCUUCAGCCUGUGGUUCGGCAGCAUGGGCAACUUCACCAGAGUCCACGACAAGAAGCUUUGCAUUGUCGCCAUCUCUGCCCUCCUCAGCCUCAAGGCUGAUCAGGUUCCCCAGAGCGUUUCCGUCGGAUGGCCCCGACUGCUCCAGGGCAUCACUGAGCUGUUCAAGACCCUCCCGGCUGCCAUGAAGAACAGGGAAGAGGCACUCCGUGACGAUUAUCACCUCGAGGCCGGCACGUACGAUUAUGGUGACGAGGAUGAGUGGGCUGAGGAUGAGGCCAACUGGAACGUCGAGGAUGAGCCUGAAGAGGAAGAGGCUACCGAGGCUCGUGAUGAGAGCACGGCGUACCUGGAGUUCCUCAACGAGGAGGCCCAGAAGUUCAGCCGCGGUGUCGAGGACAUCGAGUCUGAGGAUGACUUGGGUGAAGACAGCGUUCUUCUUGAGUCUCCGCUGGACAAGGUUGACCCUUACCAGCUGUUCAGCGCUACUUUGAUGAAGAUGGAGGAGGAGCAGCCUCAGUUCUAUCAGUCUUUGGCUUCUCAUCUGACCGCCGAGGACCAGGCUGCCCUGCAGGGUGUCAUGCAGAAGGCCACCGAAAAUGCCCAGGCCGCCCAGCUGGCCCUUGCCCAACAACAAGGUGCUGCCCCCGUCAACGGCGGUGCCAGCUAA